Molecule: messenger RNA, 744 nt
Organism: Notodromas monacha
Lineage: Eukaryota; Metazoa; Arthropoda; Ostracoda; Podocopida; Cyprididae
Source: the annotation of a GenBank genome assembly
AUGGGAAUUCGGCUACUGAAGCACUUGGGGGUUCCUUGUUUUGAUCCAGGUUCCCCUAAAAGCCCCGAACCAGGAGCCGUUGACCGGGUUUGCUUUGUUGACCUGCGCAAAAGCGGGCGAGGAGAAAUCCGGAGGAAAAGGAAGGAUCCUUGGUGGAGCAAAAAGCCAGUUUUCAACCAGAACCGCAGUGGGCAACGCCUCAACAUGAGGCGGGCGGGCAUUAGGAAUGCCUGGAUGGCCUUUUGCUUGAUUGCUGCUGCGGUUGUGGCGAACGGGGAUCUUACAAAGGAGUGUGAACGAGUGCGUAUCAUACACGUCGUUGAUCUGCCCGGCUGCUUGAAGAAGCCGGUUCCAUCUGUAAUUUGCCAAGGGCAUUGUUCUUCGUUUGUUCAGGUCUCCGGUAAGCAGCCAUGGAAAAUUGAGCGUUCCUGUCGAUGCUGCCAAGAAGACGGAAAUUUAGAAUCCAAAGUCCCCUUGAUUUGUCCACAUCAUGCUAUCAAAGUGCAACACGUUAAAGCGAAAGCGGCGAAGUCUUGCAUGUGCAGAACGUGUACAGAAGUGGAAGGGAAGGUAGUAGCAGGAGAAAUGAGUCUGGCACCGACUGAUGAUUCUACCUUCUUUUCGGCGCUGACUUCAAAGUAAAGCAUAUGCAUAUUUAAAACCGUGACGAUUGAUUCAUUCCGACUGUUGAUAGUGCGUAUGUUCCUUGCCUCGCUCAAAUACAAUAUCGAAUAAGCAAACGAA